This is a messenger RNA of Angiostrongylus costaricensis, 402 nucleotides long. The record is from the annotation of a GenBank genome assembly. Lineage: Eukaryota; Metazoa; Nematoda; Chromadorea; Rhabditida; Metastrongylidae.
AUGAAUUUCAACCUUGAUUACGAAAACAUAGCGACAGCGUUUGUACAACAUUAUUAUUCGAAAUUUGACCAAGGAGACGGUAUGGCUAGAGCUCAAGGGCUCGGUGGUCUAUAUGAUCCGGAGAAUUCCUAUAUGAGUUUCGAAGGUACUCAAUGUAAAGGCCGUGAUGCCAUCCUCGCCAAAUUCACCAGUUUGACGUUCAAACAAAUUCAGCGGGCUAUAACUAAGUGUGACUCGCAACCGCUUUAUGACGGUUCUAUUCUCGUUAUGGUCUUGGGUCAACUCAAGACAGAUGAUGAUCCAAUUAACACAUUCUCUCAAGUUUUUAUCCUGCGACCAAAUACAACGGGUUCGUUUUUUAUUGGAAACGAGAUCUUCCGUCUUGAUCUUCACAACAACUGA